CUUCGAUUUUGAAAAUUUAACUUUAUACAAACUACAAAGUAAGUAGUUAUCACAUUACUGCACACACUUAAACACUCAAUAGCAGUAAACCACAAAACAAAUAUUGGUGAAAUGACUGGGUAUCUUAUAUAAAAAAAUGAAAUUCACUUAAAAAUUUACAGAUGAAGCUAACAUCGCUAUUCAGUCUUUUGAAGACGAUGUAUUUGAUGCCAUAUGUCCUUCACCUAUUACUUCAUGUGUGCGGUGUGCUGUGCAUACUCUACAACUAUGUAUUCUGGAAGGGUUUAAAAAUGCACCAAUCACCAGUUGCAUAGUUCAAGCGAGAAAGGUGGUGAAAAAAUUGAGAACACCUAAGUAUGCCACUUGGCUAAAAAGAAAAAACCUCAAGUAUGCUAUAAUAGAUAAUGAGACACAAUGGAACUCAGUCUUUAAUAUGCUAUUUAGAUUAUUAGAGUUGAAAGAGUUUUGCCAAGCCCAUCAUAGCACUAAUACUGAACUCAAAUUAAAAAAAAGUGAAUGGGAUUCUAUUCAAAGCAUAGUUGAUGCAUUAACGCCUGUUAAAAUAGCUACUCUUGCUCUUCAAAAACAAGACAUAAACCUAGGUGACUUCUAUGGAAUAUGGCUUAAAGCAUCCCAUGGUCUCCAGUCUAACGGUACCAUUUUAGCUAAACAGAUUUUGAAAUCUAUGAAACAGCGUGAGGUGUUAUUAUUGAAGAAUCCUGUGUUUUUGGCAGCAAUUUUCCUCGAUCCACGUUAUCAAUGUAUGUUAAAUGAAACUGACAAAAAUACUGGGAUUAAUCAUUUAAUUAAAACAUGGUCAUUUAUGAUUCAGAUACAAGAUAAUGUCUGUCAAACUGAUGUCGAUAACUCAGCUAUAGGUUAACACUGAUUAAUAA
This is a messenger RNA of Myzus persicae (green peach aphid), 896 nucleotides long. RefSeq lists its product as uncharacterized. NCBI's taxonomy places the organism in Eukaryota, Metazoa, Arthropoda, Insecta, Hemiptera, Aphididae. The coding region runs from base 434 to 883 and encodes 149 amino acids. The record is from RefSeq and is a predicted model, not a curated record. The transcript has 4 exons.